Messenger RNA from Gigantopelta aegis, 681 nucleotides. RefSeq names its product acid-sensing ion channel 2-like. Lineage: Eukaryota; Metazoa; Mollusca; Gastropoda; Neomphalida; Peltospiridae. Gene Ontology annotation, molecular function: ligand-gated sodium channel activity. The record is from RefSeq and is a predicted model, not a curated record. The transcript has 5 exons. Gene Ontology annotation, cellular component: membrane. Gene Ontology annotation, biological process: sodium ion transmembrane transport. The coding region runs from base 1 to 681 and encodes 226 amino acids.
AUGCGCAGUACAGAAUAUGUCGCGAACAACAUUGGCAUUUCAGGUUUUAAGUAUGUCUUGGGCUCGGAAAUAUCUAGACUGCGGAGAUUUGUAUGGCUCUCUAUCAUUCUUUUGGCGUUUGCGUGGAUGAUCUGGAACAUUCAGGGCCGUGUUAGCUACUUCCUGUCUCGACCUUCCGCCAUCACAACAGAAAUGAAGUUCAAGAACAAUAUGAUGUUCCCAAAAGUCACGAUAUGUAACCAAAACAUGUUCAGAUCCAGUAAAGUGUACAACGAGACGACCGGACCGCGGACGUCUGCCUCGUUGUACGAAGCAAUAGACCGGUACCUGCAGGUCAUACAAGACGACACUGGACACGAGUCUGCGAGACAGAAAGUCAGUGAGAAAUAUCGAGAACUUCUAUCACUUAAGAACGUCAAGGAGUUCUACAGACGAGUGGCUCAUCAAAAGAACUCGCUCAUUAACAGGUGUGUGCAUAAAGAUGGCGGAUUGGACCUGAUGCUGUUUGUUGAGCAGCAUGAAUACAUGCGGGGUCCUCAGACUUCAGUCGGGGCUCUUGUCGUUAUCACUGACCAAAAUGAAACCGAGACUUUAGCAAAGGAACAGGGCAUUGGGGUAAACGUCGGUCACUCUGUUUCUAUUGGUCUUCAAAAGAGUGAAAUAAUGAUCCAGCAGCAAUAG